This is a messenger RNA of Fusarium proliferatum ET1, 105 nucleotides long. RefSeq lists its product as uncharacterized. The transcript has a single exon. Lineage: Eukaryota; Fungi; Ascomycota; Sordariomycetes; Hypocreales; Nectriaceae. The record is from RefSeq and is a predicted model, not a curated record. The coding region runs from base 1 to 105 and encodes 34 amino acids.
AUGACUUGGUGUAUAGAUCCAUUGUGCCUAGUCUGGGCUCUCCUGUCCACUGCGUUGUCGCAGUUAUGGGUCACGCAAACAUUCUCUAUCAUAGGCCGUCAUUGA